UCCGUAAGAAGCAGUCGGUCGAAAACACUGUACCUAUAUAAGCAAGCAAGCGCCAUCAUCAUGAAAAAUUGUUAAGAACCUGCUGUUGCACAACAACAAAACACAGAUUCGGAGUGGCUGCAGAUAACGGAGAAGGCGGAAAAAGUAUAUAGUAAGCAAGUGCGACAAUAUAAACACUAUCCUAUCUUGCGUUUGCAAACGUAUAUACAGUGCGAGGACACAACAUAAGUAUCGAGCGCAAUUAUGCGUAAGCUCCGGGGCAUCAACAUCGUCGCCGAGGACGCGCUGUCUCUUCCUGUCCUGUCUAGUCUAACCCUAUAAUACACCAAGGCACCACAUCAAAACCGACUCAGUGUCACAAUAACACCACCCUAGCAAACGUCAUUAACAACAGCGACGAUGAUGUAUGCACUCAAGCCGUUCACCUUUGUGCAGCACGAGGUGAAAAGCGCGGAGAAGCCAAAAGCACGCAGCGGCCACAGGGUAGUCUGCGACGAGCGCAACCUCUACUCCUAUGGAGGCUUCAACCCGAGCAUCACAGCCAAUGACCCAGAUAUGCAGAACGACCAGAGCUGGACCAUUAGUCGGCCCCUCUUCAAGGAGCUGUGGAAGUACAAUUUCGCGACCAAACGCUGGAAACGGCUGCCCUGUCAGAAGACGAUGCCUAAUGAGCUCGCCUCGAACGCAGUCAUCCUUCGCGGUGUCACCCUUCUCGUACACGGUGGUACGGGGGUACCCUUUGGCGACAAUUGCAACAACAAUGUGUACGUUUGCAAUGUCAAUGACGGCCAAAUGCAGGUGGUACCAGCCACUGGCGAGCUACCCGAUCCCCAGUAUGGUCAGGCGGUCAUCUGCCACGGCCCAUAUCUGUAUACAGUUGGCGGUACCACUGGCCUCGAGUAUACCUGUGACAUUCACAGGUUCGAUAUGAGAACUCAGAUUUGGGAGUCUGUGUACAUUUGUGCUGGCAGGGAUCAGUGCGAGCCCAAGGGCAGAUACAGACACGAACUUGCGUUUGAUGGGAGGAUUAUUUAUGUGCUUGGUGGUGGUACUGCAUCAGAAGCUUUUGGCUUUGCGGAACUUCCAGCUUUCGACACUUUGACAAGAAGGUGGAUGACUCUGUGCACUCGAGGUGAUAUUGAAAAAACUUAUCCUGCUCCAAGACGAUGUCAUGGCUUAGUUCAGUUCAAAGAUGAGAAAACAGACUCAACAUUGGCUGUCAUAUCUGGCGGCUACAAUGGUACACAUGUUUUCAGCGACAUUUGGAGGCUUGAUCUGGAGCUUUUGCAGUGGACUUGUCUAAAAACGUGUGUUUUACCACAACCGACAUAUUUUCACUCCACAGCUUUAACUCCAGCAGGACAAAUGUUUACUUUUGGUGGCAUCGUUAAGCAGGACAACGAAGUUGCCAGAACAGAUGAAAUCCAUUCAGUUUGGUUAACAGUCCCAAAACUUUCCGAAAUUUGUUGGGAAGCACUGGACUUUUAUUUUCCAAAAUUAAAAGAAAAGGCACAAUCAGAUUUAUUGCGCAUUGGGGUACCCUUCAAAUUUCUUCAUAGGUUAUAAAACGAUUACUCACAAUUAUAAAUUUUUUUAGUCUCGUUUUCGUUAUAGGGUGCUAACAAUAUGAACAUUGUUACCAGUUAAUGAUAGAGAAAAAAUAUCAAUGUUAUUAAUGCAAAUGAUAAAUUAUACUCAUAUUUUUGUAUUAGCAUGGUGUCUAUAUUGUGAUAAAAAAUCAAUCUUAUUCGUUGUAUUGAUUGGUGAUAUUAUAUUUUCGUGAAAAGACAAUGCAAAUUUGAUUUAACGUAUGUUUCAAUUUUUUUAAACGUUCAAACACCAUUUAAAUAUUUGUAAAAAAUGUGUACAUUUCACCUAUAAUUGAAAUUACUUCAACCAAAAUAUAGUUAAAGUGCUAUUAGAUUUAUAUAAAGUAUAUAGUAAAUUAUUCAAAAAUCUUGCAUCAAGCAAACUUAUUUGUGUGAGUCUAAAACAAAGAUCAAAUAAAACUUGCAUCAGGAGAAAUUUCUUAAAUACUUCUUAAAUUUUUUACAUAUUCAAUGCUUGAAACUGAUUUUUGUCACAAAAAAUACUUUUCGGAGUGUUAAUCCUACUUAACUUUUUUUUUUUCGUUGUUAACUACUUAUUUUCCAGACGAUUCGCCGACAUGGAUGUUUUUUAAUUUUACUGAUGUCAUAAAUUACACAGAUUUUAAAACAAGAUUAUUUAUCUUCUUUGCUUCUGAAGAACUCAAAAAAUUAUUUUUUAACCGCAAUAAAAAAAUGUGUUAGAUGUUAGUAGUAGUGUUUAUACCUGGUAAAGCACAUGUUUAGCAGAACAAUAAGCCGAGAGGGUCAUGUGAUAACUGAUGCGCACCAGGUGUGAAACGCUGUUUCUUGUACCUCGAGUUUUUCGUGACUGUCGCACAUUUGUUGAGCUCUUGGUAGAAAUAACUAAAGUUCGUCACUGAUGUGCAUUAGGCGGGAACGAUCACCAAGGAAUUUUUGAAGAUGUGUAUCUGUGACAAAAUCUACUAUCUCGUACCUACUGAAGGCGCAACAAACCUUCAAAAGUCAUGAAAAACUUCCGAGAUAGGAAAAAAGAUUUUUAGACGGAAGUUCAUGUUAUGAUGUGAACCUUUGAAGACGAUUUUUAGUUGUAAAAUUUAUAAUAAGAGGCUACAUUUACGAAAGAGACUAUAAUUUUUCAUCUAAAUCGCGACUCAUGCAUGCAUUAUCAGGGUAGAACGUUUUAUUAUAACAUAAUAUACAUACAAAAAUAUAUUCCGAAAGACAAUUUUUUGGCAAAUUGUAAAAAAUUGUAGUUGUGUAGCACACAAUGUAUUUCUUCAUGAAUACUGGUUUAUUAUAUUACUUAUGUUGUAUCAUACUUUUCAUAUAUAAGUAUCAUUGAAAUUUUUUCCUACUCAACUCAAUUACAUUUUAAUUAGGUGAAAAUUAUAUUUUCGCUGUACUGCUUUGAUAAAAUUUAUGUUUUAAAUCUGCAAAAUUACUUGAAUAGUUGCAAUUCAAUUAACAUAAUGAAAAAUUUACACUUAAAAUUAAAAUAAACAUUUGUACUUUAAUAGUUGAAAAGUUAUAAAAAAAAUUAACUUGGGUAACAAGAUAUGAUAAGAAAUUUCAUUGACAAGGCAAAAAUAGCAACUUUUUUGAAUAAAAAAAAGUUAAAGAUAAACACAUUGUUGUGAAAUAUAUUUUAAAAUUGCUUCAUUUUUUGAUGAAAAAAAGGUAAUUGAUUGAUAUGUUCUGCUGUGCUCUUCUGAAAAUAAUUAUCUUUUACUGAUAUUAUAUAUAC
Copidosoma floridanum is the source of this 3315-nucleotide messenger RNA. RefSeq names its product scruin like at the midline (gene slim). Gene Ontology annotation, biological process: positive regulation of stress-activated MAPK cascade. The record is from RefSeq and is a predicted model, not a curated record. Lineage: Eukaryota; Metazoa; Arthropoda; Insecta; Hymenoptera; Encyrtidae. Gene Ontology annotation, molecular function: protein binding.